Molecule: messenger RNA, 1446 nt
Organism: Vitis riparia (riverbank grape)
Lineage: Eukaryota; Viridiplantae; Streptophyta; Magnoliopsida; Vitales; Vitaceae
Product: protein FAR1-RELATED SEQUENCE 5-like
Exons: 3
Coding region: 1-1446 (481 amino acids)
Biological process (GO): regulation of DNA-templated transcription
Source: RefSeq, a predicted model, not a curated record
AUGGACAAAGGCAAAGGAAAGGAAUUUAUCAUUGAUUUGAACGAUGAAGACUUUGAUUACCAAUAUGAUAGCAUUGUUAAAACUGAGUUUGAUGAAGAGGCCAUUCUAGUUUCGGACAAGAUUUUUAAUGAUUUAAAUGUUGAAGAUGUAUGGAAGAUGGAGUUUAGCUCAGUAGAGGAGACAGAAGAAUUUGAUAAUUUAUUUGCUAAAGUUAUCGGAUUUAGUCUUAGAAAGGAUGAUGUGAAACGAGAUAAAAAUCCAAAUAUAGUAUCUUAUAAAGCUCAAUUGAAUGCAAUGCGAGGUGUUGACAUGGGAACUAGCCAAAUUAUGGAUUACAUGGUGCAACAAUCAGGUGGAUAUAACAAUGUUGGCUUCACAAAAAAAAAUCUAUAUAACCAUGUUGAUGUUGAUCGUAGAGUUCAUCUAAGAGAUGGUGAUGCAGAGGGUGCUCUGGCGUAUUUGUGUGGAAAGUCUGAAAUGGAUCCAUCAUUUUAUUACAAAUACAAUGUUGAUGAAGACAACCGUCUAGCAAACCUAUUUUUGGCAGAUUCUACUAGUAAAUUGGAUUACAAUUGUUUUGGAGAUGUGUUAGCAUUUGAUACAACUUAUCGGACUAAUGCUUAUAAAAAACCGUUGGUCAUACUAGUUGGCAUUAACCAUCACCAUCAAACUAUAGUGUUUGGAUGUGUAUUAUUGGUAGAUGAGAGUGUUAGCACUUAUACUUGGGUCUUGGAGACUUUUUUGGAUGCAAUGAAUAACAAGAAGCCUCUUUUUGUUAUUACUGAUGGGGAUAAAGCAAUGCGUAAAGCCAUCAAGAGGAUAUUUCCAGACUCUUGUCAUCGAUUAUGUGCUUGGCAUAUUCAACGCAAUGCAUUCACUAAUGUCCAUGUCAAAGAUUUUACUAAUUAUUUUUCUAAGUGCAUGUUCAUGGAAGGCACCGUUGAAGAAUUUGAAUGUGCAUGGAAUGACAUGUUGGAAAUGUUUAAUCUUCACGGACAUAAGUGGGUGACAGAUAUAUAUGCUAAGCGUUCUAGAUGGGCAGAGGCUUAUUUAAGGGGGCAUUUCUUUGCUGGUAUGAAAAACACACAAAGGUGUGAGAGCAUGAAUGCAUACUUGAAUCGUUUCCUUAAAACUCAUUUGAAGCUGUUUGAGUUUGUCAAGCAUUUUGAUAGAGCACUCUCACGUAUUCGUCAUAAUGAGGCAAAGGCAGAGUUUGAGACACACCAUUCUUCAGCUCUUCUAACAACCAAACUCUAUGCACUUGAGAAAUAUGCAGGGACUGUCUUCACAAGGCAAUCUUUUCUAAAAUUUAGGGAUGAGAUGAAGAAUGCAGAAUUGUUUUUCCCUAUCAGUACAGAAAAUCAUGAAGGUUAUCGUGUCCAUACAUUGACCAAGUUUAGAAGCCCUGACAAGAUUUGGAAAUUGGUUUUCCAUGUCCCCACAUGA